Molecule: messenger RNA, 4277 nt
Organism: Pogona vitticeps (central bearded dragon)
Lineage: Eukaryota; Metazoa; Chordata; Lepidosauria; Squamata; Agamidae
Source: RefSeq, a predicted model, not a curated record
UCAUCAGUAUUUUAACAUGGCGUCCUGUGAGUCCCUUCUUGGCAGAAAACCAGUUAGGGUUAAAAGAUAUCCAACAUCAGGUCAUCUAAAACUUUGUAGCCCGGUCAUCUCUAAACUGUUUCUCUUAUUUUUCUCCUCUCCUAGUACCUUUUUGCUUUCUGCUGCUUUGUUUCUUUGUAUGUUUGUUCUGUUCUGUUUUAAAUCUGAGACAUUGCAACCUGGUGGUUACUGCAAAAACAAUAGUCUGAAAAGCACAACAUUACUUCCUGUACGGGUAGAUUCCCCAAAACUGAGUUUCCACAGUCGUUCCUGGAACUUGUGAAAGGGAAAAAAAAUGAAUUCCACCAGGAAGUUCUUGGCGAGCACCUGUUAUAACUGGUGUUUUAUGGCUCGGUGUUCAAAGAAUAAUGUCUCGGUCUUGUGUUUGUGUUGGUUUCAGCCGGGCCUCCGCUGUCCUCCUUCCAUGUCUCAAUGGACUCCUGAAUGUCAGUCAGCCCACACCCUAGAAGCGGAUAUGAAGAGUGACGUUUCUUCUGGUGCACCAAAGAGCCAGGAGAGCCUGAAGGGAAUCUACCUGAACCCGCCGCCGCCGCCGCCACCGCCGCCACCUCCCAUCGAGGCUGCCAAAAGCUUCCCGGAAGAAGAGGUAGAGAUGAUUGCCAGCAAAGUCGGGGAGGAAUUUUCUCACCUCUGCGGGGACUCUCAGAAGCAGAAAGGGGUCCCUGGGAGCCACCCGGAGCCAGAGGCCAUCGUCGUGCGGAAGAAGCGCAAGAGCCAGCAGGCGGGCCCCUCCUACGCUCAGAACUGCGGCAGCAAGGAGAGCGGCCGGGUCUUAGGGCUGAGGCAGCGCCUCGACACCCAGAGCGAGGACAACGACUCCUCUUUCAGCGAAUGUAUCUCUUCCCCUUCGUCUAGUUUGCAUUUUGGCGACUCCGACACCCUCACGUCCGAGGAGGACAAGGAGGCGGCCCCCGUGAGGCACACACGGUCGGUGUUAAACGCCUCCAGCAGAACUCACGGCUCUCGGCCGCAGAAGUGGCCUCGGACAGAGACGGAGACGGUGCCGGGCCUGCUCAUGAAAAGGCCCUGUUUCCACAGCGGCAGCUCUCUGCGGAGGCUCCCUUAUCGGAAGCGGUUUGUGAAAACCAGCUCCUCGCAGCGGACGCAAAACCAGAAGGAGCGGAUUUUAAGGCAGCGGAAAAAAAGGGAGGUCUUAGCUCGGAGGAAGUACGCUUUGCUACCCAGCUCUAGUAGCUCCAGCGAGAAUGACCUCAGUAGCGACUCCUCUUCCAGCUCCUCCUCGGAAGGGGAGGAAGAUCUCUUUGUGUCGACCGGGGAAACCCACCAGAACAGUAUGGCUGUUCCCUCAGGGACUAUCGAUGAAGACGUGGUGGUGAUCGAAGCGUCCUCCACUCCCCAAGCCACUGCCAAUGAAGAAAUCAACGUUACCUCAACAGACAGUGAAGUAGAGAUUGUAACAGUUGGAGAAAGUUACCGGUCUCGCUCGUCUCUUGGCCACCCUCGCUCCCACUGGGGUCACAGUUCAGGCCCACGACCGCAGGAGCAGCGGAAUCGGAGCAGGAUUUCUACAGUCAUCCAGCCCUUGCGACAGAACGCGGCGGAAGUUGUGGACCUGACCGUGGACGAGGACGAGCCGACGGUGGUGCCCACGACGUCUGCCCGAGGGGAACUCCAGCCUGCCAACCCGGCAUCCGACAGUAUCGGCCACCACGCCCCGGCCUCAGAGCAGGUCUCUGACGUCCCUCCCGGUGUCUCCAACACCCAGCCCUCCUUUGUCCCCGAGCCUCUGGUGGUCCUCACCGGCAGUGGAACCGCUGCUGGGAAUUCGGCAGGAGAGGACGCCAGAGGGAAUACCUCAAGUGCAACACUGGAACCCGGCCCCCCGGCCCUGCCGCGGCUGCCCUCCUGCUGCCCCCAGCAUUCCCCCUGCAGCGCCUCUUCUUCGCAGAGCCACCAUGUCCUGGGCCACUCGCACGCCAGCUGCUUCCAGCAGCACGGGCACCCCCUGCCGCACCACCACCAUCACCACCACCAUGCCCCCCACACCAGCGUCCCCCUCUCCCCGCCAUUCAGCGAAUCCAGCUGCCCUGUGGAGCGGCCUCCCCCCGCACCCGCGCCUGGUGGACCGAGCAGCACUGCGGGCACCGCUUAUCAUGACCAGGCAAGUGGAAUUCCUGCCUCUGAACUUCCCUUGUUUGUUCCUUGGAGCUCGAAGGGGGGGUCCCGCCUCCCCCAGCACUGGGCUCACGAGGUGAUCCAGAGGAUGGAGGUCCAGCGGAGAAGAAUGAUGCAGCAUCCCACGCGAGCCCACGAGCGGCCCCCGCCCCAUCCUCACCGGAUGCAUCCCAACUAUGGCCACGGGCACCACAUCCACGUGCCUCAGACCAUGUCUUCGCACCCGCGGCAAGCGCCAGAGAGGUCUGCCUGGGAACUGGGACUGGAAGCCGGAGUGACGGCCGCCACCUACCCACCGGGCCCAUUGCACCCUCACUUGGCACACUACCACACCCCUCCUCGACUCCACCACUUGCAGAUCGGUGCUCUUCCUUUAAUGGUUCCUGACAUGGCAGGCUACCCUCACAUCCGCUACAUUUCAUCGGGAUUGGAUGGAACUUCAUUCAGAGGCCCUUUCAGGGGCAAUUUUGAGGAGUUAAUCCAUCUGGAAGAACGCUUGGGAAAUGUGAACCGCGGCGCCUCCCAAGGAACCAUCGAAAGGUGCACGUAUCCACACAAGUACAAUAAGGUAACCACUGAUUGGUUCUCACAGAGGAAACUGCACUGCAAGCAAGAUGGGGAGGAAGGAGCCGAGGAAGACACGGAGGAAAAGUGCACCAUCUGUUUAUCGAUCUUAGAGGAAGGGGAAGACGUUAGGCGCCUCCCGUGUAUGCAUCUCUUCCACCAAGUCUGCGUCGAUCAGUGGUUGAUCACGAACAAGAAGUGCCCCAUUUGCAGAGUAGACAUUGAAGCGCAGCUGCCCAGCGAGAGUUGACGCCCUUUCGCCUCGCCCCCCACCCCCCCUCGCCCCCCCUGGCUGUCCUCUUCCACGCCCGCCCUUCCUGGGACUGCAGUCAACCAAAGAUGGCAUGACUUACCUGUGCAGAUGUGGGAAGCAUUUGAACCUGCUCGAGUGCCGUUUGUCUGCUCUGUGGUAUACCUAAUGCUAACCCUACAGUUCAGUGUAUUUAUAGAGCUUUCUGUUUGUUUAGAUCUUAUAAUUUCUGCCCCUCCCCCCUUUAACAUGUUUUCCUGUACCUUUGCAUGGUUCCUUGUAUUGCAUUUCUUUGCACAUGUUAUGGGCUUAGUGACCCUUCCCAAACUUGCAGGCAAGAUUUAUCUGCUUUAGAAAGUAGAAUUGUGUGGUCCUCUUAAUUUUUAAUUUUUAUUUUUUACAUAGUCGAGCUUUUCAGAGUAUGAUUUCACUCAUUACUAACCUCAAGAGUCCUUAAUUUAAUCAAGUAUUUUAGUUUGAAAUGUAUAAAGAAGAACUUUUUUUAAAAAAGGAUAUUAUUGUGUUUUUAAGACAUUCCUUAUUUAGGAAAAAAAAGCUGCUGUAAACUUGCAUUGGGCAGAAACGCUGCGUGCUUUUUCUUCACACGUCCCGUGAGAUGGAACGGGAGUCACACGGGGGGGGGCACUGCAAGCGUUGCUCGUUCCAAAUUGCGCCAUCUGUAAGAACUGGGAACAUAAACCUCCAGAACCCUUCAUUUCCGAUGGCCUGUUCAGAUCAUAUUUUUAUGUUCUUCAACCUUCAGCACAAUACAGAUAUAUUUGAAUGUCAAUAUUAAAAAAAAAUAUAUAGACUGCUGUCCGAUUGUAUGUACCAAUUUCUUACGUCUAGCAAUUUGAGUCUCUCUAGCAUCAUAUUUUGCUGCUGUGAAACAGCUCUAAUGAACACUAAAUAUUUGAUUUCAACUAGCUGGGUUGUAGAUAUAUGCAGAUUAAAUAUAAAUAAGUUUGUAGGGGGAGGGGGGAAGGAACGCAGUGUUUCUUUUUUGUUUGUUUUUUUCAUUUUGGUUCCUCAGUCUUUCAUUAUUUCAUGUAAGGAUCUGCACAAACUGCUUUUUGUAAAGAAAAAAAAAAGGAAAAAAAAGAGGUUAAAUCAAAAUUUAAGACUUUCAUUUCUUACAGCAAAUAUCCAUGAACGCAUAGAACUUUGGAAGGUCCCUGCUUUGUCACGGGGGCCCCUGGUAUUGUUGGGGUUUUCUUUUUUCCCUCCUUAAUUUUAGAUUGACAGUUAAUAAAGUUAGCUGAAUCCA